AUGGCUCAUAGAAUUCAACAAAGGAACCCACCCGAGGACAUGACCGAUCACUGUUUCUUGCAAUUCCCACGCAGCUUGAAUGAUGAUACUCAUAGCAAUUAUUUGAACAAUUUGAGUUUGCUGCUCACUAAAGAAAUUGACAUUGCACCUUCAUUCGAUUGGGGAAUGGCGUCCCGAAUUGGACUUGAUGAGCUGAUCCGGAAUUUUUUGCAAUACACCCACUUGGAUGUGAGUGGUGUGCCUUUGUUCGUAUGCCGAGUUUCCUAUGAUCCUAGGAAGACACCCGAUGACAGGACAACUUUUUCUUUUCGACUUGGUGGUGUGAGUCGGGAGUGCAGCACGAUUGAGCUUGCCACCAGAGUUGAGAUUUAUACUGCAGACGAGAUGAGGAAUGUCCACUUCCCAACAUUCCUUGCUGAUUGUGUUACAACACGACCGAAUGACUACAACGAAAAUACUUUUUGGGCUGAGAUUACUGGGUGA
Lactuca saligna is the source of this 483-nucleotide messenger RNA. NCBI's taxonomy places the organism in Eukaryota, Viridiplantae, Streptophyta, Magnoliopsida, Asterales, Asteraceae. The record is from the annotation of a GenBank genome assembly.